AUGUCUAAGCAUUUCCAAAUUAAAGAUGUCAUUGUCACGCCGGUGGCAUUUCAUGACAUGCCCUUGCUGAACACCGUUGGCGUGCAUGAGCCGUUUGCACUGCGUAGCAUCAUUGAGAUUGUGACGGAGGGUACGUAUGGACUGGGUGAGUCGUACGGGGACUCCAUACACUUGGGCCGACUGCAAAAGGUAGCCGAUGAACUCAAAGGACUGUCAGUGUACGAUACCAACUCCAUAUAUAAAAUAUGCUCGGACUCUCUAGCAAGCGACACCAGCACUGGUGGAGAUGGUAUGGCCGGCAUGGUCACGACUGCGUCUGCCACUGACAAAGUCUUCUCUCCAUUCGAAGUUGCUUGCAUUGAUAUUCAAGGGAAGCUAGCAGGCAUUCCUGUGAGUGAAUUGCUCGGCGGCCGGGUUAGAGACAGUGUCCAAUACUCAGCAUAUCUCUUUUACAAAUGGGGAGGUCACCCUGGCGAGCCGGAUGAUGAGUAUGGCCCAGCACUUGAUCCUGCGGGUGUGGUGAAACAAGCCCAGAAGAUCAUAGAUGAGUAUGGGUUCAAAGCAAUCAAACUCAAGGGAGGAGUUUUCCCACCGGCUCAGGAGGUUGAAGCCAUUAAAGCACUACAUGCUGCAUAUCCAGGCGUGCCACUGAGGCUUGAUCCAAAUGCUGCAUGGACAGUUGAGACUUCGAAAUGGGUUGCAAAGGAGUUGGAAGGGAUUGUCGAAUACUUGGAGGAUCCGGCUGGAGAGAUCGAAGGGAUGGCAGCCGUGGCCAAGGAAGCAUCAAUGCCCCUGGCUACGAAUAUGGCCGUGGUAGCCUUUGCUCAUCUCCCACCCAGCAUCUUGCAGAAUGCUGUCCAGGUCGUCCUGUCUGAUCACCAUUUCUGGGGUGGCCUGCGGAAGUCUCAGACGCUGGCCGCUAUCUGUGCAACUUGGGGAAUGCGGUUGUCGAUGCAUUCAAACAGCCACCUGGGAAUCUCCCUCGCUGCCAUGACGCAUCUUGCCUCUGCAACUGUGAACGUCGACUACGCCUGCGACACACAUUGGCCGUGGAAGCGUCGCGAUGAGGAUGUUAUUGUUGAUGGGGCGUUGAAGUGGGCCGACGGUGGAGUGGUUGUGCCAACUGCGCCUGGUUUGGGGAUUGAGCUCGAUAGAGAGAAAUUGGCAAAACUCCAUCAACAGUAUCUCGACUGUGGGCUUCGAAAGCGAGAUGACACAACCUACAUGAAGAAGUUUCAACCAGAAUUUUCUGCUAGUAUACCGAGAUGGUGA
This is a messenger RNA of Exophiala aquamarina CBS 119918, 1272 nucleotides long. Its product is annotated as glucarate dehydratase. NCBI's taxonomy places the organism in Eukaryota, Fungi, Ascomycota, Eurotiomycetes, Chaetothyriales, Herpotrichiellaceae. The transcript has a single exon. The record is from RefSeq and is a predicted model, not a curated record. The coding region runs from base 1 to 1272 and encodes 423 amino acids.